AUGGGCGACAUGACAAAUAGCGAUUUUUAUUCCAAGAACCAAAGAAAUGAGGCCAAUCAUGCAGGAGAGUUUGGGUGCACACUGCAGGAACUGCGCUCCCUCAUGGAACUCCGAGGGACAGAAGCAGUAGUAAAAAUUAAAGAGACUUAUGGGGAAACAGAGGGGCUCUGCAGACAUCUGAAGACAUCACCCACAGAAGGAUUAGCUGGCACUGCUGCAGACCUAGAAAAAAGAAAGCUUAUUUUUGGAAAAAAUUUUAUACCUCCAAAGAAGCCAAAAACAUUCAUACAGCUAGUUUGGGAAGCAUUGCAGGAUGUGACUCUUAUAAUCUUGGAAAUUGCAGCCAUCAUAUCUUUGGGGCUUUCAUUUUAUCAGCCACCUGGAGAAGGGAAUGAAGGGUGUGGCACUGCAACAGGAGGAGCUGAGGAUGAGGGGGAGGCCGAAGCUGGCUGGAUUGAAGGCGCUGCCAUCCUCCUGUCUGUCAUCUGUGUUGUGCUGGUCACUGCCUUCAAUGACUGGAGCAAGGAGAAGCAGUUCCGGGGGCUGCAGAGCCGCAUCGAGCAGGAGCAGAAGUUCACCGUGGUGCGGGGGGGACAGGUCAUCCAGAUCCCCGUGGCUGAGAUCGUGGUGGGGGACAUCGCACAGGUCAAAUAUGGUGACCUUUUACCUGCUGAUGGGAUAUUCAUUCAAGGAAAUGAUCUCAAGAUCGAUGAGAGCUCUUUGACUGGAGAGUCUGACCAGGUCCGCAAAUCCGUGGACAAGGACCCGAUGCUGCUGUCAGGCACCCAUGUCAUGGAAGGCUCUGGGCGAAUGCUGGUGACUGCUGUGGGGGUGAAUUCUCAGACUGGCAUCAUCUUCACUCUGCUGGGAGCUGGGGGAGAAGAGGAGGAGAAGAAAGACAAGAAAGGCAAGAUGCAGGAUGGCAAUAUGGAGAACAACCAGAACAAAGCCAAGCAGCAGGACGGGGCUGCUGCCAUGGAGAUGCAGCCACUGAAGAGCGCAGAAGGGGGAGAGGGAGAUGACAAGGACAAGAAGAAAUCCAACAUGCACAAGAAAGAAAAAUCCGUCCUUCAGGGAAAGCUGACCAAGCUGGCAGUGCAGAUUGGCAAAGCAGGUCUGGUGAUGUCUGCCAUCACUGUCAUCAUCUUGGUACUCUAUUUUGCCAUUGACACCUUUGUGGUCAACAAGAAGCAGUGGUUGCCUGAGUGCACUCCUGUCUACGUUCAGUAUUUUGUUAAAUUCUUCAUUAUUGGUGUUACUGUGCUCGUGGUUGCUGUUCCUGAGGGACUCCCACUUGCUGUCACUAUUUCUCUGGCUUAUUCUGUAAAGAAAAUGAUGAGGGACAACAACCUGGUGCGGCACCUGGACGCCUGUGAGACCAUGGGCAACGCCACGGCCAUCUGCUCGGACAAGACGGGCACGCUGACCACCAACCGCAUGACCGUGGUGCAGGCCUACGUGGGCGACGUCCACUACAAGGAGAUCCCCGACCCUGACUCCAUCCCUGCCAAAACCAUGGAGCUGCUGGUCAAUGCCAUUGCUAUCAACAGUGCUUACACUACAAAAAUUCUGCCACCAGAAAAAGAGGGCGGGCUGCCUCGCCAGGUGGGCAAUAAGACGGAGUGUGGCCUCUUGGGGUUUGUCCUGGAUCUGAAGCAGGAUUAUGAGCCCGUCCGGAGCCUCAUCCCCGAGGAGAAGCUCUACAAAGUUUACACCUUCAACUCCGUCAGAAAGUCCAUGAGCACAGUCAUCAAACUGCCGGAUGGGAGCUUCCGCAUGUACAGCAAAGGAGCCUCCGAGAUCGUCCUCAAGAAGUGUUCCAGGAUCCUCAAUGCAGCUGGGGAACCUCGGAUCUUCAGGCCCCGCGACAGGGACGAGAUGGUGAAGAAAGUAAUUGAGCCCAUGGCCUGUGAUGGGCUGAGAACCAUCUGUGUGGCUUUCAGAGACUUCCCCAGCAGCCCUGAGCCUGACUGGGACAAUGAGAACGACAUCUUAUCUGACCUGACCUGCAUCUGUGUCGUUGGCAUUGAAGACCCAGUAAGGCCAGAGGUGCCAGAAGCCAUCCGAAAGUGCCAGCGAGCCGGGAUCACCGUGCGCAUGGUCACUGGGGACAACAUCAACACUGCGCGUGCCAUUGCCAUCAAAUGUGGCAUCAUCCACCCAGGAGAGGACUUCCUCUGCCUCGAGGGGAAGGAGUUCAACAGGAGGAUCCGAAAUGAGAAGGGAGAGAUCGAGCAGGAGCGGAUUGACAAAAUCUGGCCAAAGCUCCGGGUGCUUGCUCGCUCUUCCCCCACGGACAAACACACUUUGGUGAAAGGUAUUAUUGACAGCACACAGGUGGAACAGAGGCAGGUGGUAGCUGUGACUGGGGAUGGAACCAACGAUGGACCAGCACUUAAAAAGGCUGAUGUUGGCUUUGCAAUGGGCAUCGCCGGCACGGACGUGGCCAAGGAGGCAUCGGACAUCAUCCUGACGGACGACAACUUCAGCAGCAUCGUCAAGGCCGUCAUGUGGGGCCGCAACGUCUACGACAGCAUCUCCAAAUUCCUGCAGUUCCAGCUCACCGUCAACAUCGUGGCCGUCAUCGUGGCCUUCACCGGAGCCUGCAUCACCCAGGACUCUCCCCUGAAGGCCGUGCAGAUGCUCUGGGUGAACCUGAUCAUGGACACAUUCGCCUCGCUGGCGCUGGCCACGGAGCCUCCGACCGAGGCGCUGCUGCUACGCAAACCCUACGGCCGCAACAAACCGCUCAUCUCCCGCACCAUGAUGAAGAACAUCCUGGGCCACGCUGUCUACCAGCUCACCCUCAUCUUCACCCUGCUCUUUGUCGGUGAGAAAAUGUUUAAGAUUGACAGUGGGAGGAAUGCCCCACUUCACUCUCCUCCUUCUGAGCACUACACCAUCAUCUUCAACACCUUUGUCAUGAUGCAGCUCUUCAACGAGAUCAACGCCCGCAAAAUCCAUGGCGAGAGGAACGUCUUCGAUGGCAUCUUCAGAAAUCCCAUUUUUUGCACUAUUGUCCUGGGUACAUUCGCUAUUCAGAUAGUAAUUGUGCAGUUUGGAGGAAAGCCAUUCAGCUGUUCUCCCCUGCAGCUGGACCAGUGGAUGUGGUGUGUAUUUAUUGGAUUAGGAGAGCUGGUGUGGGGUCAGGUCAUUGCAACCAUCCCAACAAGUAGGCUAAAGUUUUUAAAGGAGGCAGGGAGGCUCACUGAGAAGGAGGAGGUCCCUGAGGAAGAACUCAAUGAAGAUGUUGAAGAAAUAGAUCAUGCAGAGAGAGAACUCCGACGUGGACAAAUCCUCUGGUUCCGAGGGCUCAACAGAAUCCAAACCCAGACUGACUAUUCUUUUGCUCUUUUUGGCCUCCUUUUAGCUGGACAACUUGUCUCGUUCUUUCCUCCAUUACAGAUCGAAGUAGUCAAUACUUUCAAGAGUGGCACUUCCUUUCAGGGGGCUCUCAGGAGACAGUCCUCCGUCACAAGCCAGACCCAGGAUAUCCGCGUCGUGAAGGCAUUCCGUAGCUCUCUCUAUGAAGGUUUAGAAAAACCAGAAUCUAGAACCUCUAUUCACAACUUUAUGACUCAUCCUGAAUUUAGGAUAGAAGAUUCCCAGCCCCACAUCCCACUCAUUGACGAUACAGACCUAGAAGAAGACCCUGCUCUCAAGAAAAACUCGAGUCCACCGUCCUCGCUGAACAAGAACAACAGUGCUAUCGACAGUGGAAUCAAUCUUACAACUGAUACAAGUAAAUCAGCUACCUCUUCUAGUCCAGGAAGCCCAAUACAUAGCCUGGAGACAUCACUUUAGCUGAAAAGGUCACUGAAAGAAAAAAAAAAAAAAGAAAUAUAAAAAGUUAAAGUAAAAUAAAAUAAGAAACCCCACAACAACCGAGAUAUAUAAAUAUAUAUAUUAAAAACAUUGCUGGCUGAAAAGCUGUUUGAACUCUUAUUCACUCUGAGACAAGUGAAUGAAUUGUUGAUCACAAUGGUUUUGGGGAAAGAAUGAAUGGCUGAUUUACAUACCGCCCCCCGUUCCCUUUCAGAAAAACAAAAACAAAAAAAAAAUCCUCCUGCAUGAAUGUACUGUACACUGCUGGCCCUUCUUUCUCUCUUUUUGUUUGUUUUUAUUUCCUUCUUGGGUU
Molecule: messenger RNA, 4138 nt
Organism: Cinclus cinclus
Lineage: Eukaryota; Metazoa; Chordata; Aves; Passeriformes; Cinclidae
Gene: ATP2B2
Product: ATPase plasma membrane Ca2+ transporting 2
Exons: 23
Coding region: 1-3804 (1267 amino acids)
Biological process (GO): calcium ion transmembrane transport; regulation of cytosolic calcium ion concentration
Cellular component (GO): postsynaptic density membrane; intracellular membrane-bounded organelle
Molecular function (GO): ATP binding; P-type calcium transporter activity; ATP hydrolysis activity
Source: RefSeq, a predicted model, not a curated record